GCUCCUUACCAUAGUAUAAUACAAAUAUUGUACCUCCAUACAAACGUAGCAGAGCGGCUUGCUCGCCGGGCACACUAUUUGACAGGCUUCUUUCAAUUCUUGAUAUAACUUUCAUUAAAAUAAAAUGAUGAAUUAUUUACCUUUCAUAUAUUUUCAGAGCAGCCCGUUCCUUUCUACAUAAGUUUUGACUAUAAUGACCCUCACUACUGACUCUUGGUUAAUACGAGAAGGGCACUAUAUCUUGUGCAAGCACAGGGACCUUCUCAGAUCAGCCUUGGGUGAGCUGCCCGGGUGCACGUACACCACCCUAUUUUCCAGAUAGAGCAAUAUGCAAAUGUUAGAAAGAAACUUUCUCAAGCCCUGGCUUUAAACGACUUCGAUAGAGAAAUGUACAAAGUUAUGAUACAAAGUCAAGGAGCAUCGGGCAAAGUGUACGUUAAAGCAGGAGCCGAAGCGAAUAGAAUACCUUCUGGCCUGAACCUUGGUGGUUUCUGCAUGAUGAGAAUGCAGGAUUCUGUACUGUUUUUCCAUCGACUGAAGUUGCGCAAUGACACAUUUUUCCGACUGAAUUAUUUGCACACAGACGUUGAUAAAAUGAUUAUAACAGCUCGGCUUGCACUCAACGACUUGCACCUGUCCGGUUCCUACGAACGUGCUAUCACCGACAAGGACCCUUCAAAUCUUUUCUACAGGCCCACAUUUGGCAAUAUCAUAUUUCUUCUAAGAAAUGUGCAAUAUCAGAUGGAGGGUCGAUACCGUUUGGUACAAAACAAGCUUAUGGUCGAGAACAUUAUUUCGAAUAUUCAUGUACCGGAAGCCUUAAUGAACUAUGUAGUUAACGGAACCCUCCAAACGCCAGAAAAAUUACAAGUGAAGAGCAUAGAGGAAUUCGUGAACAAGAUAAGAAUAGAUAUGGAUAAAUGGUUAAAGCAUUAUUUCAACGAUUACCUGCUAUAUUUCGAGUUAGGUCCGGCCGGGUCUGACAGUAGCCUCAGAGAAUACGACGUGAAAAAGGCAUAUGAACUUAACACAUUCGUAGACCAAUCUAUAACUGCUAUGAGGAAACGUCUGUUUGAAAUCAGAUGUGCUAAUGUGAAGAUCCCGAACUUUCAGAUUUUCACGAUUAACGGAAUGGAAAUAAAAUUAAGAGACGGUGUAGUACGAGGUUUAGACAGUAUGCAUCGCCGAUCUGUGGCCACUGGAAAAGACUCAGAUGGCAAGAUGCGAAAGGUGGACGUUGUUAUUGGAUUCAGCAACCUAAAGGUAGAAUACAAAUAUGACGCAACUCUAGCGCCAGGAACUACAGUUAUGCAUGGCAUGUUCAUCCUAACAGCUGAUGACCUUACGGCAAGUCUUGACAUCUCUCUUGUCAGCGAACCUGAGUUUGUUGACCUCAAAUUUGACUUCUUGGAACAACCCAAACCAGAGUCAUUAGUAGUUGAAGGUCCCAUAAAUCGCCGAAUAGCCAAUAUCAGACAUCUGCUAGAAAACCACAUUAUUUCCCUUAUGUCAAAUAUGCUCUAUUAUCAGAUAACAAUGCUCAAGACACUCACUCAUUGUGCUCCAAAGUUGAUCCCUCACAUGGAUCCUGGAGACGAUUACGAUCCUUCGGCUGAUGAAAACGCUGCGAAGAAAGAAGCAGACUACGCAGCAAAUAGACAAGAUAGUAUAGAAAUUGAAAUACCCGGUAAACCUGGUAAACCGAGGAAACGAAUGAAGAUACAGUAUGGCGAGAAAUUCGCUCUUAUUGAUUUAGGUGACAUCUUGGGAAGCCCAACCUCGCCACCAGAUAGGAAGGAAGACUCACCUCAAGAUCAUGACGAUAAACCACAUGACAUCAUAGAUACACAACUUACUGAAAACACGUUGAAACCAGUUUUUCCUUAUGGCCUGUCAAGAGUAGAUAGUGCAGAAGUAGUAAUUAACAAAGAAGGCGUUCCAAAAACUUUCCACAUUAAAUAUAAUGAAAAUUUCGACGUGAAUGACAAUAGGAAUGCCAAACAGGGUACCUUAGAUGAUACCGAAGAUAAGGAAGAGGCAACAAAAAAACGAACAAUGCGAAUAAACCGUAAUCUUAGAGAGAAAAAAGCAAAAUUCGUGCUUUCGAAAAUACUUCGGGAUAAAAGAAACGGAAUACUAAGAAAUAAAUCGCUAGUAAAGAUGGCGCUGCCCGUUCCGGACCAGAAAGACCAGAAAGUGAAGUACCCGUGAUGCGCUCCGUCAACUCUGCACACAAGAAUGAGUUCCUUCACCGCAUGACACGUGAAGCUACCGAACCACCUCUUACUAACGCAAGAAUAAACAUAAGUAAUAUUUUCGAAGACUUAAAAUUGAGUGUCGGUAAACAAAAUUUAUCAAUUGCACAAAAUUUCAACACGCAUAACCUAAACCUUGGGUUUAAUUUUACAAAGUUUCCGUUAGGAUUGUAAAAUACAAUAGUGCCUGUAACGUUGUGUUCGUCUGUGAUAAAUCAAAUAAACU
Messenger RNA from Hyposmocoma kahamanoa, 2481 nucleotides. RefSeq lists its product as uncharacterized. Lineage: Eukaryota; Metazoa; Arthropoda; Insecta; Lepidoptera; Cosmopterigidae. The transcript has 13 exons. The record is from RefSeq and is a predicted model, not a curated record. The coding region runs from base 388 to 2211 and encodes 607 amino acids.